CUGGGUGGUAGACAUCCAUAGCUCCGAGUGUUCCUGAAUGCAACCUACAGUGCUUCAAUAAAGUGCUUUCACUACUUUAAGAGGAAAUAAGACAUCCAAUCUGUGUAAAUCGUGUGUGCGGCUACACACGAUAAAAGACCUGCUCGUUCUUACUACAUUGCUGUAAUUAGUGUAAUGUGUUCAAAGGAAAGUAUAGCAUCUAUCCGGGGAGCUGGUCCUCUUAUCUUGGAUGGUGGGCUAGCAACGGAGCUAGAGGCUCAAGGUUUUGGGUUACAGGGGGAUCCAUUGUGGAGUUCCAGACUCUUGCAUACUAACCCACAGGCCAUACAAGAUGCCCAUUGCAGGUUUCUUGACAGCGGAGCGGAUGUGGUUUCCACGGCGACCUACCAGGCCAGCAUCAAAGGCUUCAUGGAGCACCUUGACAUGAGCUUAGAGUCGGCCCAGGAGCUGAUGAAGUCAGGAGUUCACCUGGCCCAAGAAGCCGUCCAGCAGUUUGUCACCAGCAACAAUGAUACAGAGCGAGGGCGACCCCUGGUGGCGGGGUGUGUCGGUGCGUACGGUGCGUUUCUACUGGACGGCUCGGAAUACUCUGGAGGAUACGCUGAAGCGAUGAGUAUAGAGGAGCUGAAAGCCUGGCACCGGCCUCAGAUCAGCUGCCUCGUGUCCGCGGGGGCAGACCUGGUAGCUAUGGAGACCAUCCCCAGUGUGAAGGAGGCGGAGGCCUUGCUGGAGCUCCUCAGAGAGUUCCCCAGCUGUAAGGCCUGGCUGUCCUUCUCCUGUAAGGACGGCCGGUCGCUGUGUGACGGGAGUCCGUUCCUGGAGGCGGUGCGGCUGGCUCAGAGGUGCAGCCAGCUGGUGGCCGUAGGGGUGAACUGCUGCUCCCCGUUGCUGAUCCGGCCGCUGCUGGACACGGUCAGCCCGCUGAGAAGCCCCGACCUGCCCUGGGUGGUGUACCCCAACAGUGGAGAGGAGUGGGAUAGACUCAGCGGGUGGAAUGCCUCGGGGUCAAAGGUUUCAUCCAUAGCAGAACUGAGCCAGGAAUGGUUGAAACAAGGAGCCACGAUGAUUGGGGGCUGCUGCCGCGUGGGUCCCACUCACAUCACGGAGCUACGUAAACGUCUACUAAUCAAGUGACGAUGGAGCCACUCGACCCUUAGGUGUUAUCGCCGUACAUCUUCCCAGCAGAUUCCCUUGCUGCAUGAAGGUGGAGUUCAACACGGAGCCUUGGCAGCUACGGCUCACCGAUACUUUAUAGGAUCAGGAGAACAACAGCUGAUACCUGAUCUGGAACAAAAAGCCAUUUACCAUUGACAAAACUGCUGGUAAAAAUCAUAUGUCUGUACUCUGUUUAAGUGUAGAUACCUUGAACUGUGACGGUGUAUUGAAGGAUAAUUGUCAUUGCUUGAUACUGUCAACCUUCAUUCAUUUCUAGUUUUUUCAGACGAAUCUAAAACUCGGCCCUGUUUUUAAAAUACUUGCUUGGCUACAAAACCGGAAAUAUAUAUUAUUAUAUUGAAUUUGUCUCCAUAGGAAGAAGCCUCCAUUGGGUGUCAGUUUAUUGAUUUUCAUUAAUACAUUCUGUCCAUUAAGCAAAAAUAGGAGUUGUUGUGGACCCUGAAAAAAGUUAUUCUGUUACACGGAACAUUCCUUAUUUUAGUUGCAUAAGCACUACACAGAUUGUUUAGAUCAAACGUUCGCACUGUAACACAGAUUAACGCAGGCCGUAACCAAGCAGAACCCUUGAACACACCUCGUUCCCCUCUUACAGAGCUCAGCACUCUGGCAUCAACAGACAACACAACCUAGUACCGUUGCAAUAAGUUAGACAAUAUAGCAUUAAGUUCAGAUGUGUAUCACAGUAUUAAGAAAAAGGACCUGAAUUCAUUGAAGAUUAUGUAUUUUGCAAGUUUAGGUUAAAUGCUUAUUUCAUCAUUGGUCACAGUCUAAUUAAACAACUGAAAUAAUCCGA
Gadus macrocephalus (Pacific cod) is the source of this 1969-nucleotide messenger RNA. RefSeq lists its product as uncharacterized. Gene Ontology annotation, biological process: S-methylmethionine cycle. Lineage: Eukaryota; Metazoa; Chordata; Actinopteri; Gadiformes; Gadidae. The record is from RefSeq and is a predicted model, not a curated record. Gene Ontology annotation, molecular function: zinc ion binding; S-adenosylmethionine-homocysteine S-methyltransferase activity. The transcript has 9 exons. Bases 175 to 1134 code for a protein of 319 amino acids.